AUGGAGCGCGAAUCGAAGCGCAAAGCCGCACCGCCUGCGACGCCCGAAACCGAGGGUCGCGCAUCCAAAAGACAGAAGCUGCCGGACGACGACAAUGGCGAGAAGGAGACGCCAGAGACGACUUUCGUCAAGGGAAUGAAGUUCCUCGAGACCAUGAAGGCGGCGAAGGAUAAGACCGGCCGCCCCAUUGCGACCAGCUUUCUCGAUCUCCCCGACAAGAGUUCCAUUCCCGAGUACUACGAAGAGAUUAAGCUCCCCAUCGCCUUCAGCACCAUCGAGGCCAAGCUGCAAUCCAGAGGGUAUCCCACUCUUGCCGCCGUCGAAAGCGACGUCAAGCGCAUGGUCAACAAUGCAAAGCAGUUCAACGACAAGAAUUCGGCCAUAUACGCCGAUGCCGAGCGCGUGCGCAAGACAGCCUCCAACUUCAUGACCAAGAACAACCCGGCCUACAGGACUCCAGGAUACUCGGCCAUUGCCACGCCCAUCCCCGGGGAAGAAGCAAAUGGCAUUCCCAGCAGCGUCACUCGCCAACUCAGUGAGCGCCCGAAGCGUAAUGCUGUAGUUGCUCAGAUUGCAGCCCAGAGUACGCAGCCUACUCCGUCAAGGACGCGCAAGUCGGACAGACACUCGACGCCACGCCAAGAAAAGACCCCUGGCGAGGAGACGGACUUUCGAGGCAAGACAUUCCAAGAGGCUCAGGAAGCGCUUAUCCAGGAAUUCAUCCACUACGUUGACCCGGAAGAAGGCCUUCAAAUAUAUCAACCGUUCGUCAACCUUCCCAACCGCAGUCUGAAGGAGUAUUACUCUACGAUUACCACGCCCAUGUCCCUCAAUCAUGUCAUGAAAAGGGUCCGGGGCUGGAUCAACCGCGAACACGGCUUCAGUGGAACGAGCGACUUCAAGAACUGGCAGCAGCUUGAGGAGUGCGCCAGUCUUAUCUGGACGAAUGCUCAGCGGUUCAAUGAGGAUGGCAGUGAGAUGUACAAUCUGGCCAGCGAGUUCGAGGAACAUUUCAGGAAACGACUAGCGGACGCAAUGGAGAAAGUGCCGGCGCCGAAACAGACGAUUAAGCUUACCAUGGGCUCGCAACAACAGCAACAGUCUCAGCAACAGAAAACGCCCGCCCUCAAGCUCCGUCUGGGCGCAAACAAGAACAGUCCUGCACCAAACACUUCGACGCCGGGAACACCUGGUGGACGUAGUUCAAGCACACCGGGCGUCAUUGUCGACAGCGAUGCGUUAGAACGACAGCAAAAACAUGUGCAGGCGGGAAUAAACGGGGGUCCGCCAUCAUCCGGAGGCCCUGGAAUUGGAACCGCACGCAGCGGAUCGGCCGCUUCACCUGCCCCUAACGGGGUGAAGAGCGAGAAUCAAGCAGGCCAGUCUCCCGCGCUCGACAGCAUACGCCCUUCUAGCGCGGUACCCGACUCGAGGCCGGGCGCACCAUCACGGCCCUUGGAUGGUUCAGUAGCUCCACCGGGAGUUUCUCGUCCCGCAAGUGGAAGCCCAUACACCAAUGGGCACAUGGCGAUGCCUCAUGCCUCUGCUCACCAGCCCAACGGCUUUGACAACAAGCACCGUCAGCCUGGAUUUGAUAUUGCGGACGCGCUUCUUCCCAACAUUGCCAUCCACAGCCACCCGGCUCUGAAGCUCAGCCGACCGUUCAAGUUCAACAUUCCAGCGUCCAAAACACUCUCGCAACAAUCCAUCACAAUGUCCCUUCCGUGCUCGCAUUCGUCAAUCCAGAUCAAGCCGGUUGUGCCGGUGGCGCAAACGCAACGGCCGUGGCGACUAUUCGUCAACGUCAACAACACGCGCAUUUCAGAAGUGUACCAGCCACCAACACAACAGCAGCAGCCCAACUCUAGCGGGUCGCCUGAAAAGCAGCAGCAACAACCACGCGAGAAAGGCCAUCCGAUCUUUGAAGCCAGGCUGCAGCCGGGGGUCAACCGGAUUGACGUGGAAGUGGUUGCGGGAACUACACCGAUGCAGGUGCGUGGACAGCCGGUGCCAAAAGAGCGGGAUGCGGUUGAGAUGGAGAAGUGCACGGUCUUUGUCAACUUGAUGAGGGCAUAA
Messenger RNA from Diplodia corticola, 2076 nucleotides. RefSeq names its product bromodomain containing protein. The transcript is spliced from 9 exons. The record is from RefSeq and is a predicted model, not a curated record. Gene Ontology annotation, cellular component: RSC-type complex. Lineage: Eukaryota; Fungi; Ascomycota; Dothideomycetes; Botryosphaeriales; Botryosphaeriaceae. Gene Ontology annotation, biological process: chromatin remodeling. Bases 1 to 2076 code for a protein of 691 amino acids. Gene Ontology annotation, molecular function: protein binding.